This is a messenger RNA of Folsomia candida, 3794 nucleotides long. RefSeq lists its product as uncharacterized. Lineage: Eukaryota; Metazoa; Arthropoda; Collembola; Entomobryomorpha; Isotomidae. The transcript is spliced from 7 exons. The coding region runs from base 3145 to 3750 and encodes 201 amino acids. The record is from RefSeq and is a predicted model, not a curated record.
CAACACGAAGCACAUACAGCAUAUUUGCCAAAUUUCGAUGUAUAAGCACUUGUGCGAUUGUAAGUGACCCUCCCUAGCACGAAUCUUUGAUAAAAGUAAAGAUCAUAACGAAACAUACGUGGUUGUCUUGUUGAGAAAAAUUGGAAGGUGUAUCCCGAGGUUUAAGGGCAAGCAGGAUGGGCUCGACGACAUCUUCAACACGAAAAGGAAAGAUUCCUGCCGAUCAUAUUUCCAAUGACAACGUAGUAGCGACAACCAGCGCAAUGUCGAAGGCUUUGAUGAACCCCUUGAUUCUCGACAAAAUCUUCCACAACCUUAAUGUACCUGAUUUGAAGUCCUGUCGUCUCGUCAGCCAUGCCUGGGCCGAUCAUGGCGCCGCCUUACUAGGAAAUCGUUCAUAUUUUAACGUCAACGAGCUUGUUUAUUACAACAGCGGAUCAAAAUUAUGCCUGUCGACUCCUCUCAUCAACGAGAAACUCGUCCGACGCCUCAAAUUCUACGAUGGGACUAAAUUAUUCGGCCAAGAAUACCAGGGAGUCGAAGUCAUUACGAAUGGGUUAAGAAUGGUGGAAUCCAAGGAAAUCCAGUACGUCCGCCUUAAAUUGGAGAAGUAUCAAGCGUGUGGAGAUUCAAAAAGUACCUCAAAAACUUGCGGACCACCCUAAUUUGACCAAGAUUAAGAUCCAGUCAUUUGGGCUUUUAAACACCUGCGAGUUCCAUCCAGUUCUUCAAAGAUUGCUCGAUUCGGCACCAAAUUUAACCAUUUUGGACGUUUUCGCGUCAUCCUUUCCGGAUCUGGAGAGGUGCAGAAACCUCAAAUCGCUUAAAUUCAUCUUGGAAAAUCAUUUUAACGAUACCAUCACUGUUGAUAACACGACCGCGCUGCUGAGGCAAGUUAAGGAUUCCUUGACAGAGGCGGAGCUAGGUUGGAAAACUUAUUUGCGUAGUUGGCUGCAGGUAAAAAUGAAUUAUUUAUGCAUUAGCUCGUUGUGAAAACGAAAUCAAAAACAUUAUUCAUAAAUAUAUUGAACAAUGACUGAAUAGUUUAAAUUUAGGCGUCCUGUAAAGUUACUGCAUAAGCGAGAGUGAACUGUAUCAUCGCUCUGAUAAAGACUCUGUCCACAUCAAUAUUCACGAUCGAGAGAGAGUCAUGAGAGCGGAGACGUUGUCUCUCCACUCCGAGCGACACUACUGAUGGUGAUGCUCACCAGAAGAGGGCGUAGCACGGCCUCGUUUUUCGAAUGUCAAGACGGUCAAGGCUACAUUUUUUUAUUUACAUUUUUUUAACUCAAUGUUAAAAAUAAGUCUUGAUAGAUGUGAAUUUGAAUUUCGUCACUUCUCAAGUUUUGUUUACGCCUCUUGUUUUUCGAUGAUUUGGGAAUAUUCCCAUCCAUAAGCUUACAUAUAUUAAUCUGUCUCAGAAAAAUCAACAUAACAUUUUGCACCCUGUCGUCUGGAACCUAAUUUUUUUAUGGUGGUUAAGAAAUUUAAGAUGGCAUUAGAAUUUGUGAAAUUUGGGUUGCAGACGACAGGGUGCAAAAAGUUAUAGCGUUUUGAAGUUGUCAUUAGAAGAUGGCAAAAAUUAAAAUUUUUCGAAUUUUCGAAUUUGGUUUGUGGUGCCUACAACAACUUUCAAGUUGAGGUAAACCUUCCCAAAAUUACGUGACAUCCAGUGUUUCAAAUGGAAAGAGUUUUAAUUUUUUUCGAAAAAUUUAAAUUCUCGGCCAAUUUCGAAUAUAGAAUUUUUAUUUUAUCACUAAUAACUCUAUUGCACACUGGUCCGGAUUAGCUUAUUUGCUUGCAAAAACCUAUAACUUUUGAACCAAUUAAUUUUUUCGAAUACUGUAUUCGGAAAUCGAGAUAUAAAGUUCGAAAGAUAUAAGCUAUGGAAGAUUCACUGAUAGCCACACCCCGUUGGGGGUGUGGUCAAGGGCAAAUUAUUAUUUUCUUGCGUUACCCCAUCAAGUGGGGUAUCAUGCGAAAGGUCUCAUCAAACUUUAUACAAUUCAAUAAUAACAUUGGGACAUUACCGGCACACCCACCACCAGGGGGUGUGGUCAAAAUGUAAAUUUGAAAGUUUUGUUUCGAUAUAUUUGAGGAUGUAUAUUUGUCAAAUGACAAUAUUGUAUAAUUUUAUUGAGUAUUUCUGCCCUUUGAUAUCAUUAACAAAGAAAACAGGGCCAUGUAUUUAAUUAUGACGUUGCAUAAUCGUUAAUGAAUGGGUUAUGUUUUAUCCACCAGACUUUUAAUUGAAAUCACACUGCGAAAUGUAUUGAAAUCGCAUAACUUGAAUUUCCAGUGCCUUAAUUAAAUUUAAAAACCUAUCAGUACAGCUUUGCUUAGCCCGAACCAGGAAAUCCAUGUUUGUCAAUAAUUUUCUGUAAAAUUGUGUGCUACUAUUUUGCAAUAAUUUUUCAGAAUCAAUCAGAAGCAGAAUCAAUUCUUGGUAUUACUUGGCUCCAAAUUCAAAAAAUAUUUACUAUCCCUUUGCCUUUGACUACUUCUUGUUACCAGUGAGGUCGCCAAUAUAAAAAAUUCUAAAUUCAACCCUCCAAUAUGCUAAUAAUAAGUUAUUUUUCGGCUCUAUUCUAAAUUUCAACUGAUUGUAUCAAAUUGUUUUCAAUUUCAACUCAUAAUCUUCCACCAACAGCCAUAAGCAACUUGGAUGCAAGUUUUUUUUUGAUACGACGAUUUUGAAAAAUCACGAUGGGUUGACCCUUCGGGUCCCUUUAGACGAAUUUUUUUUUUCACUUUGAAUUCAUAUACUUCCACUAUAUGAGCCAUUAACAAGCCCUAUGCAAAACUUCAGCUUUCUACGACAAUUUUGAAAUUUUGUUGCAUAAUAUCACACCCACUUCGAUGACCCACUGGACCAAUUUCACCCAUCUUCGAACUUGUUUCCUAAGUUUGUCCAGUAUGCACCUGGUAAAAAUUUCAAGUCAAUCGGUCGGUCAACUCGUUCGAGAGUCAUCGAAAGACAGACGUACAUGACAAUUGCAUAAGCCCUGGUCCGGGCUAAAACUGUAAAAUUGAAAUUUGCCAGACUUUUCAGAAUCAUACAUUUUAUUCAAUUUUACAAAUUUACCUUUAGAAAUUUAAUAUAUACCAAUUUUUAUGUGCAAUUAUGUAUCCUAGAGCCAAAAUAUGAGCGUCCCUAUCAUGUCGAAGCUUACGUCACUCGCCAUCCACCCAUUUGUGGGGUACCCAAUCCCCGACUUUUUUAACGAGAUUUAUCUCCCAGCACUGGAGAAGUUAGCGUUCCGAAACUUGUACAGUGCCACGAGUUUGCCAAAUCAUCUCGUUAUGUGGCAGCGACACAGAGGAGUUACGCUCGCGGUGGAACUUUCUAAGAAUUGCUGGCAGGACGAACUGGCAGAAAGUAUCAUCCAAUUAUUUCCCAACGUUAGGAAAUUCGAGAUACAGAUAAAGUUUCCUUACAAUUGGAUUUCAAUUCUCGACAUAAAUCAAAUGAUGCAACCGUUCCAAAUGUGGGAACUGGAUCAGGUAGACGUUGACGUGGAAUCUGAGGGCAAUCCAGCUCUCACGGUCGCCAUCCUAAAAAAUGUAUCGCUGUGGAAAGACAUGAUCUUGUACAGUGCGGGACUUAGAAGCCUGAAAUUCUCUGGGGAUAAAGACGUACCCCAAAUCGUGGAACUAAUGCCACCUUUUUCUCAACAAAGUGGUGAUCCAACGGUGCUGGAAAUCUUGGAAAAAUUGCAACCCAUCCUAUUGAGCGAAGAACUCGACUGAUCACGAAUUCAGUUCAAAAGGGUGUGCCAAACCCUCUUUACGAA